AUGGUUCGAUCUACGGGUGUUUUAGCUAGUGCUUGGCUAUUUCAAGCUGCCUAUGGAGCUACCUUGACUCACGCAGCAAGCACCACCGCUAGCACGGCAUCCUCUCAAUUCACUGUCCCCGCUGCAGCUGAUGUAGGAGCCAACCUCAUUGCCAAUAUCGAUGAUCCGCAGGCAAUCAACGCGCAGUCUGCCUGUCCUGGCUACAAGGCAUCGGACGUCCACCAGGAUUCCAAUGGAUUGACGGCUACCUUGAAGUUAGCUGGCAAGGCAUGCAACGCAUAUGGAACCGACGUGGACUUAUUGGAUCUAUCGGUUAAGUAUCUUGCAACAGAUCGGUUGAAUGUUCAAAUUACACCGACGUAUCUGAGCUCUUCGAACUCUUCGUGGUUUUUGCUUCCCGAGGAUCUGGUGCCCCAUGCCAAGGCUGAUAAACAAGGGACAUCUGAAGCACUGAAUGACUUCGAGAUCUCAUGGACCAAUGAACCAUCUUUUGGUCUCAAGGUGACUCGCAAGUCUAAUAAGGAUGUGCUAUUUGAUACUACUGGCUCUACCUUGGUGUUUGAAAAUCAAUUUAUUGAAUUUGUCACCGCGUUGCCCAGUGACUACAACCUUUACGGAAUCGGCGAGCAUAUUCAGCAAUUGCGACUUCUGGAGAAUGCAACACUCACCCUUUAUGCUUCAGAUACUGGAGACCCAAUUGAUGGUAACAUCUAUGGAUCUCAUCCUUUCUACCUCGACACCCGCUACUACGAGGUCGAUGGGAAGGGUAGCCACACCCUGGUAUCCAGUGAUGACGCUGAUCAGUCCAAGGACUAUGUUUCCUAUUCACACGGUGUGUUUAUGAGAAACGCUCACGGCCAAGAAGUCCUUACUCGCUCGGAAAGUCUCGUUUGGCGUGCCAUCGGUGGUAGUAUUGACUUGACUUUCUACGCUGGACCAACCCAAGCAGACGUCACCAGAGACUACCAAAUCAGUACCAUUGGUCUUCCAGCGAUGCAGCAGUACUUCGCAUUUGGCUACCACCAGUGUCGCUGGGGAUACCAGAACUGGUCUGUCAUGGAUUCUGUCUUGUCCAACUUUGAGAGAUUUGAAAUUCCCUUGGAGACUCUCUGGAACGAUAUUGAUUACAUGAAGACCUAUCGCGAUUUUGAUAACGACCCAAUUCGUUUCGGCUAUACCGAGGGCGAGGAGUUCCUACAGAAACUACACGAUGGUGGCCGUCACUAUGUUCCCAUUGUCGAUUCUGCUAUUUACGUGCCGAACCCCAAUAACGCGUCUGAUGCAUAUGAACCUUAUACUCGCGGCGCUGAGGACAGUGUCUUCUUGACUAACCCCGAUGGAAGCAGUUAUAUCGGUGCUGUCUGGCCUGGAUACACAGUUUUCCCUGAUUGGCACAAUCCCAAGGCCCGUGCUUACUGGGCAAAUGAACUUGUUCUCUGGCACCAAAAGAUUGCCUUUGACGGAAUUUGGAUUGACAUGAGCGAAGUCUCAUCUUUCUGCGUUGGAAGCUGCGGAAGCAACAAUCUGACCUUGAACCCGGUCCACCCUUCGUUCUCACUCCCGGGAGAAGCGGGAAAUAUUAUUUUCGAUUAUCCCGAAGGAUUCAAUAUCUCGAAUGCGACCGAAGCUGCAUCCGCCAUUGCAGGUUCUUCGAGCCAGGCUGCUGCUGCUGCAAGCACUGCCGGAACCGAAUCAACCACAACGACGCCUUACCUUCGCACUACUCCUACCCCGGGCAAGCGCGAUAUCAACUACCCCCCGUACGUCAUCAAUCACGAUCAGACAGGCCAUGACUUGGCUGUCCACGCUGUCUCUCCGAAUGCCACACACGUUGACGGUGUUUCGGAAUAUGAUGUGCACAAUCUUUGGGGCUACCAAAUCCUAAACGCCACUUACCAGGGUCUACUCGCGGUGAACUCGGUUAAGCGGCCAUUCAUCAUUGGCCGUUCAACGUUCGCAGGAGCCGGCAAAUGGGCAGGUCACUGGGGUGGUGAUAACGCUUCCAAGUGGGCAUAUAUGUUUUUCUCUAUCCCGCAGGCACUGUCGUUCUCCCUCUUCGGUAUCCCCAUGUUCGGCGUGGACACCUGCGGCUUCAAUGGAAACAGUGACGAGGAGCUCUGCAACCGCUGGAUGCAACUUUCCGCAUUCUUCCCCUUCUACCGCAACCACAACGAGCUCUCAACUAUCGGCCAGGAACCGUACCAAUGGGCCUCUGUCAUUGAUGCAUCCAAGUCAGCCAUGAAGAUCCGUUAUGCCAUCCUUCCUUACUUCUACACCCUUUUCCACCUGGCCCACACCACCGGCUCGACGGUCAUGCGCGCUCUGGCCUGGGAAUUCCCCACUGAUCCCUCCCUGGCUACCGUCGACACCCAGUUCUUGCUGGGGCCCUCCAUCAUGGUGAUUCCCGUUCUCGAGCCGCAAGUCGAUUACGUCCGCGGAGUCUUCCCCGGUGUCAAGCAGGGUGAGAUCUGGUAUGAUUGGUACAACCACACUGCCGUUGAUGCCCAGCCAGGAGUGAACACCACUAUCUCCGCUCCUCUUGGCCACAUCCCUGUGUUUGUUCGUGGCGGCAGCAUCAUUCCCAUGCAGGAACCCGCUCUGACUACCCGCGACGCCCGCAACUCUCCAUGGUCACUUCUGACAUCUCUUGAUGGAAGCCAGUCUGCCUCGGGACAACUGUACCUUGAUGACGGAGAGAGUGUUACUCCCAGUGCUACACUCAGUGUCUCCUUCACGGCUUCCCAGUCUGGUAUCUCGGCUAUUUCUCAUGGAAACUGGAAAGACACAAACCAGCUUGCCAAUGUCACCGUGUCGGGCUUGAAACUCCCACACGCGGGUUUCAGUACCGGUAAGGGAUCUGUGGCUCUCACCUUGAAUGGCAAGAAGGUCUCGUCGGCGUCGGCCAUUUACAAUGCCGAUUUGCACAUCUUGUCUAUUACCGGCCUGCAAUCUCUGUUCAAGGGCGGCGCUUGGGACCAAAACUGGGUGUUAAAGUGGUAG
This is a messenger RNA of Penicillium verhagenii, 3000 nucleotides long. Its product is annotated as Glycoside hydrolase family 31. The record is from RefSeq and is a predicted model, not a curated record. Lineage: Eukaryota; Fungi; Ascomycota; Eurotiomycetes; Eurotiales; Aspergillaceae. Gene Ontology annotation, biological process: carbohydrate metabolic process. The transcript has 4 exons. The coding region runs from base 1 to 3000 and encodes 999 amino acids. Gene Ontology annotation, molecular function: carbohydrate binding; hydrolase activity, hydrolyzing O-glycosyl compounds.